AUGGAAAUCAAUAUACAAAUCAAGAACGUGCAGAAGCCUGAAGAUAUUGUCAAUGCUUUCGCUGCCCUGGAGCAGAACAGCAGACCUCCACUGCGCAGAGGCACUGCAGCAAUCUCACCCCCAAGGAGCAGAAAACCUCCUCUCCUCCACGGAUGCGGAUGCCAGCGCCAGUGGCAGUGGAGCCAGAGCAAAGAUGAGGGCGCAGCCUUUUUCUGCAUUCCAGCGACCUCGGCGACCAUAGGUGAUCAGCCUGGAGCUGCAGAUACAGGCAUUAUUCCCAAGCCUACAAUGACACAGGACCCCCUCGAGGAGAUCUUCGUCCAGAACACCACCAACCAGAUCACAAGCACCCAGAACACAAUCACCCAGAGCACAAUCUUCCAGGGCACAAUCUUCCAGGGCACAGUCGCCAACCCCCAGACGAAUGGACUCGAGAUCGCCAGCACGCAGAAGGCAGGAUUCCAGGUCACCCAGAGCCCGACAGCGAUCUCGUAUACCACCGGCAACGGCAGCAAAAGCCAAGUCGAAGCCACCAUCCUCGUCGUCUACUACACCACCUCGACCGCCUACAACAGGUUUCCCAAGAACAUCUCCAAGUACGCGGUGGACUGGGAGUCCUUCGAGGAGGCCUUGCUCGAGCACGACCUGACAUAUGGGACAGAGGCGGGGAAGCUACGCCGGAUUCUAUUCUGGUGCCAUGAUACAGAUGUUGGAGCCCUCUGGAAUAUGCUUCAAAGCAGAGACAUGCUCCCCAUGAAUGCCCACGGCGUCUCCCAGUUCAACUGCAACAUCUUCUACGCGCUGGGGCGCGAAAUCUGCGGGGGCGAAACUGAUGAGUAUAAUAUCGCCUGGGUAUUAUACAAUACCACCCGCAGCGCGAAGAACCUGGCGGGCAUCGUCGUGGGAGGCAAAGCAUGGGGCAGCCUUCGCAAGCACUACGGUGGCUCGUUCGAGACUGCGCGCGCAGCAACGCAAGAGGACCAGGUCCUGAAGGACAGCAACCCCAAAGCGUUCUGCGUGAGCCGCAACCGCUAUACAGCUUCAACUACAUCGCGUUCGAGCAACUUGCGCAGCCACCCUCCACUGCCCGGAUCCUCAUCAACCAGUACCUACGAGCAGCCAACAUCCAGCCUCGAGGAGGACGACGAGCGCUACGACGCCAACUUGGUCUUCAAGUCCACGCUCAGGCGAGGCAUGGAGGAGUAUGGACUUCGUCCUCUUUCUCAUGGGCGAUUUACAGGUGUCAUCCUCACACGCGAUGUCGCCGAGACCGUUCUCCUAUCGCAGAUACAAAAGACGAAGAGGCUACGCGAAGACAACAUCGACGUCGACGCCAUCGUCGAGGCCGUCUACAAGUCCAAGAACCUCAAGCCGCCAGACAAAGUCAAAGAAGCCACCAACUUUGUUACACCCUUGGUGGAAGAGAUAUUUUUGGAAGAGGCGGCCAAGUACAAACAGCGGCUCAAGUCAGCCGGAGUGGAAGCCACGCCAAUGAAGGACCCGCCAGCCAAGCGACGCCGUACUCAACGUGGAGAUCGCAAGAAGCAGUACGAAAAGUUAAUUGAGGAGCCCUUCAAUGUCAUCAAGCAAACGGGGCAGCCACCCCCAACCAGCAUGAUGUCGAUCAAAACGUGGGUCACCAAUCUCAAGAAGACCAUGCCCGCCGACAAGCACAAAGAACUGGACCAGCACAUCCAGCAAGUCCAAAACCUACUGGGCGAGGGCAAAUACACCAAGGUGCAGCUACAAGAGAUGGCGACACGGUGGGGAUUACCAAUUUCAUUGAUUACAGCAGCGGCGGCAUCCCCCAGAACGUUGCAGCAGCUUAUUGCGGCAGACGGCACCAAGACCUUCAGACAACUGCAACAGGUGGUGGACUGGGCGCAGUUUUUGCUUUUCUAUCCGCUGCAACGAAGCAGCUACAAGACCGACUUCGCGAAAAAGGCGUGGCCCAUGGGUCAGUACCUGCGAGACAGCAACCUCACCUGCAAAAGCCGCCUGACAACAGCAGCAACUACUCAACACCCUCCCCAAGCAAGCGCAGUCUACGCCAUCUCCAGCGACGCCAAGCAGGAAUACGAUGCCUCCCGUGAGCUACGCAGCGGCAAGCACGACAACGAGACGGUCACCCUACUCUAUCGCCUGGCGAACCACAUGGAACAACCUUGGCGGUCUAAGGCCAGAGCCAGACUCAGACGAGUGCUAACAUUCCGCAACGCCACUGUGCCCAAGUACAACAUGCCUCUCAAGAUUCCCUUCCUCGCCCACAACGACUUCAAGCGCAACGUGGAGUUUAUCACCAAGCUCAUCCGGCAGCAUCGGCAUGUUCUUACCCCGUAUCACCUCCCGACCAAGACCAUCCACUGUGGAACCAUAUGCGCCAGGAGCACCCCAGAGCUGAACAUCAUGAAGGUCACGCAUCACUUAUUUCCCAACGACGACCGCAUCAUGGAUUCCUUUACGUCCUUUUUCGAAGAGCAGUGGACACGCCAGAAGGAACAACAGCGACAAGAGCCUCGACUCACGCAUCGACUUAUAAAACACCUUGUUUCUUCAUUACCUCGCAAUUACAUUAUUCACAACGAGGACCACGCCAACGCCCACUUGAUGAUCUAUUGCCCCAACGUGUACAAUCAGGCUGCGUUCAACACCUGGAUGGACAAGAAAACGCUCCUCCUCCUGGACAAAAGCCCCGACAACGUCAAGGCGGACAUGGAAAGGCAAACGCCUGCAGCAGGUCGGAAAAACUACAAAAAGCUCCUCGACUACAACAAGCCUAUUCCGUAUGGAUACAUCAUGAUGAAGCGGAAAAAGCAGUGGCAUGUGUUGGCCAAUGAAGAACAACCUGAACGAGAACUUCUAUUCCUCAACCACGACCUUGUUGGCUUUUUCAACAGUAUCCCUCAAGCUGACAUUAUACAGAGCGUCCACUACCUCAUCGCAGAGUUCUGCAAAAACAACAACGAGAUCCUGCUAAUCGACCCCUACAGCAAACUCAACCCUGUUCACUCAGGCAAAUCCACCCGCAGCAUCAAAUCCAACAUGACCAAAUUCAACGCGCAGCAUAUCGUCGACAUCAUACAGUUCAGCUUCGACGCCUGCGCCUUCACAGCCAUUGGGGAAGUAUUCCNNACCUCCAUGGGCAAUCAGAUCAGCCCCAUUCUGUCGACGUGUGCCAUCGUCUCGACAGAAAUUACAUGGCUCCGCCUGUAUGGGCAACAUGUCGCCAGCGCACACCUGGCAGACCAGCUCUGGAUCCGCAGGUACGUCGACAACCGAGCGAUCAUCGUCGACAAGGAAGCUCUCCACACCAACCCCUACAUUUGGCAACUUUCAUCACUACAAUUCUACAAAAAGCCUGUACAACUUGAGGACGAAAACUGCGACGAUUUCCUGGGCUUCAACAUCAAUGCAACAACAGACAGGUCAGCUACAUUCUUCAUCCGCAACCGUGGCGAUACCGAUUACCUCAGUCAGCAGGCUCGCGCAAACUCCGACUCAGCGGAUACCAUAGCCGGAGACAUAUGA
Symbiodinium necroappetens is the source of this 3528-nucleotide messenger RNA. Lineage: Eukaryota; Dinophyceae; Suessiales; Symbiodiniaceae. The record is from the annotation of a GenBank genome assembly.